AUGCCGUGGACACUUCCAACAUUUAAAGACACCACAAGUAGAAUAUCAAAAAAAUGUAGGGAUAGGUUUAAAUCUUGCGACGACAAAACCUACGGAGGUGUUGCCAAGAAAGAAGUGCCUGUGGACACUCGCUCCUCUGAAGAAUACUUCGACGCAGAAGAUGAACUGCAACCAACGGAUUUGAAGACCCUCGACAGAGGCCAGUCAGAAGAGAAGAGGACCAAUACCAAUCAAAUAUAUCCUCAAGACAAAGUCAAAGAUAACCAUCAAGUUCAACAUGAUACGAAAGAUCAAACGGUCAAGAAUUCGCAAAAGGAUGACACAAGCAAGCACAUAUGGGACAAUACGGGACAGCAACCACCAAGGACAAAGUACAAUCUCUAUCAACAUGCUACAAGAGCUUGGAAAAGACAUCGCUCACACUCUUGUGACUCGAAACCAGACAACUGCAAGACAAACAUUGCAGGUGAGCCAAGGACUUCACCUGUAAGGUACAUGUCGUCUGUCGUUCUAAACGACUGGAAUCCAAGUCACAUGUCAAAGGGUGUGUAUCAGCAACAACAGAGUUCGGAGCCUCAUAAUCGUUCGAAGGAGGGUAAGAAAGUUUUAUGCAAAAACACAAUGCAUGCAUAUUACUGGUAUUCGACAAGUUUGGCGCCAUUACCAAGAGCUGGAGACCCUCCAACCAUUGAGAUUAAUCCAGAACAACCUGCAACAACAGAUGAAGAAAGCGGCAAAGCGUGCCAGGAAGAAAAUCAACAUUCAGGCAAGUCAUCUGGAUGGUUGGGUUGGUUGGGCCACAUUGGAUGUUGGUUGGGGAACUGGUUUGUUUGGUUUACUUUAUUCCGCUGGUUACCAUGGUUGCCAACACGCACGCCCAGAAUCUAUCUCUGUACCUCCCGGGGCAUCGUGAGCAUUCGUGGGCUCAAAGAGAAGUUACAGGCGCUGUCGGACCCUUCCAGGUGCGUCGUUCAAGACCUGGAGCUGCCUUACAACCGCCUAGAACAAUUCAAGUUUCCCUCGGAGGUUAACAGCACCGAUGCUAUGAUUCUCUGCCAUUCGAUCCGGAACAGAGGGUUCAGCAUCACCGAUGUCCAAGAUUCAAUCUAUGACGAGUUCCUGAAGUCCUGCAAUGAGGUCUUUGGUAGAGAUCACAUGGUCGUUGUCGUACACGAUUUCAACUUCAAUAAAGAAACUCUGAAGGGCCAAAUGGAGACAUUUCAAUCCAUACAGCCGGCGACGUUCAAGAUGGCCGGCCUCGUUGUUCUUGCAGGAAAGCUUGAUGAUACCGAGGUGCAACUCUGUCAAGACGAUUUAGCACAGCUAGAAAAGUUCGUGAAGAAAUUUUGCUAACGUCUGCUCAAAUUAGAGAGAGAGAAAAAAAAAACCUGUCGCUUCGAAAUGUUUAAGAAAAAUUAACAAAAAACAUUUAAUGGUGCUAUGGACUUUAUAGCUUAUACAAUAGCGCACUGGAUUUUAUUUUUAUUGGAAUGAGAGGGGACAGGGAAAUAUUGUGCCAAGAGAGAAGUACCUUUAUUUUCAAUAUUUGAAAAUGGAGUUUAUAAAUACUGUCGACAAGAUAUGAAAUGGGUGUAUGGAGAAAAAAAAAUGGAUAUUAAAAUGUUGAGCUUUCAUUUUCAUCACU
This is a messenger RNA of Strongylocentrotus purpuratus (purple sea urchin), 1645 nucleotides long. RefSeq lists its product as uncharacterized. The record is from RefSeq and is a predicted model, not a curated record. Lineage: Eukaryota; Metazoa; Echinodermata; Echinoidea; Camarodonta; Strongylocentrotidae. Bases 1 to 1353 code for a protein of 450 amino acids. The transcript has 4 exons.